This is a messenger RNA of Tetrapisispora phaffii CBS 4417, 1254 nucleotides long. It is a transcript of the gene RAM1, whose product is annotated as protein farnesyltransferase. The record is from RefSeq and is a predicted model, not a curated record. Gene Ontology annotation, molecular function: protein farnesyltransferase activity. The coding region runs from base 1 to 1254 and encodes 417 amino acids. Gene Ontology annotation, cellular component: protein farnesyltransferase complex. NCBI's taxonomy places the organism in Eukaryota, Fungi, Ascomycota, Saccharomycetes, Saccharomycetales, Saccharomycetaceae. The transcript has a single exon. Gene Ontology annotation, biological process: protein farnesylation.
AUGGAAAGAAAUCUGAAUAGGUUUAAAUUUAUUAAUAAUAAAUUAUUAGGUAGGAAAAAACCUAUUAUAGAAAGGGAAUUAUCAAGCGAAGAAGAAAUGGAUGUCAUAUCAGAUACAUCAGAUUAUCAAACGGAAACAAUUGCUGAUAGAAAUGAGGUAUUGAAAGAUUGUUUACCGUUACUAGAAGACCCCGAUUUAGAAUCAAAAUUGAAUCGUGAUUUUUUGAAAAUGUAUUUAACUGCUGCUUUUUCACUACAAUUACCAUCACAAAUGACUGCACUAGAUGCAUCACAACCAUGGAUACUGUACUGGGUUGCUAACUCCCUCUAUAUGUUAGAUGCUGCUUGGCUUACUGAUGAUCAUAAGAAAAGAUUAAAAGAGAAAAUAUUUGUUAUAUCGCCCGAUGGUGGUCCCUUUGCUGGCGGUAUAGGACAAUUACCACAUGUUGCUGCUACUUAUGCUGCUAUCAACACUCUAACUCUUUGUGAUAAUAUUGAUAAUAGUUGGGAUCUUGUAAACCGGGAUGCUAUUCUUAAUUGGCUACUUUCAAUAAAGCAAAAAAAUGGUGGAUUCAAGACAUCUUUUACUGUGGGGGAAAAUGAUACAAGAGGUGUAUAUUGUGCGUUGAGUAUUGCAUCAUUAUUAAAUAUAAUAACUCCAGAGCUUACUGAAAAUGUAUUAGAAUAUCUAAUAGCAUGUCAAAAUUUUGAAGGUGGGUUUGGUGGAUGUCCUCAGGAAGAUGAAGCACAUGGAGGGUAUACAUUCUGUGCAGUUGCUGCUCUUGCAAUUCUGGGUAAACUUGAUUCGAUCAAUAUUCCCAAACUAAUAGAAUGGUGUGCCACUAAACAAUACAAUGAAGAAAAAGGUUUCUGUGGAAGGAGCAAUAAACUGGUGGACGGAUGUUACAGUUUUUGGGUUGGAGGUACUAUUGCUAUCUUAGAGGCUUACGGAUAUGGUGAUUAUAUAUUUGAUCAUGAUAGCCUUCGCGAAUACAUACUUCGUUGUUGCCAAGAUGAUAAAAUGCCAGGAUUAAGAGAUAAACCAGGAAAGCGUCCUGAUUUUUACCACACAAAUUAUGUUCUAUCUGGGUUAGCCAUUACAGAAUACAAAUUCGAUAUUUUGGAUAAAACUAAUGCUACCUCGAUUAUUGUGAAGAAACGUGAUAAUAUAGGAUAUUCAGAACUAAACCCAGUUAAUCCAAUUUAUGGCAUUCCAAUAGAUGUCGCAUCAAAGAUAUAUGAUCAUUUUAGGUAA